Molecule: messenger RNA, 811 nt
Organism: Impatiens glandulifera
Lineage: Eukaryota; Viridiplantae; Streptophyta; Magnoliopsida; Ericales; Balsaminaceae
Product: protein disulfide-isomerase SCO2
Exons: 3
Coding region: 78-668 (196 amino acids)
Source: RefSeq, a predicted model, not a curated record
CAGUGAGCUCAUCUUUGCAAACGAACCCUGGCCAUUGCUUGUGGCCGCUAUUUCCACGCACGGAUGCCAUUAAUCGAAUGUUGCCUCUAAACCCUAGUUCAAUCUUCUCACCACAUGCUCCAAAACCCUUACUCCUCGUCGUGUCUCCCUCUUCCUCGUACAACGUCGUUCGCUGCCGCGCCGCAGACCUGCCUGCAGGCACUUCAUUUCCUAAGUGGUUGUUCAAUUUCACGGCGGCAAUUGAUGUCCCACUCGGUCCCAGAUUCCGUCCAACGGAAGCGGAUAGACGAGUUUCCAUUAGCGACAUCACCAAGGUUAAUGCUAGGGAGAAGAGGUGGUCGCGUGAUCGAGAGAGCUAUUUGGCCGAUGAUUCUGAUGCCCUCCCUCUUCCUAUGACGUAUCCUGAUUCUUCCCCCGUCGGUCCUGAUGAAAUCGAUCGUCGUCUCCGCUGCAAUCCUGAAUUCCAGGAUUGUAAGGAAGUUGUAUAUGAAUGGACAGGAAAAUGUCGGAGUUGCCAAGGUUCAGGUUUUGUCAGUUAUUACACAAAAAGAGGAAAAGAGACAGUUUGCAAAUGUGUCCCAUGCCUUGGAAUAGGUUAUGUGCAGAAGAUAACAGGGCGGAAGGACAUUGAUGUCAUGGAAGAUUUGGAUAAUGGAAAACCACCUUGACCAUUGCACAAUCUUCUCUAAACACGAUUUUUCUUCUUCUUUAUGAGUCCAUCUCUUCUUUAUUUGGUGGAAUCAAAUUGAAAGAAUGUUGAACUGUUGUAAUUUAAUUAUAUAUAAGCUUAAAAGAAUAAGAUUCAGAGUCA